GUCGGAAGAGGGGGUGAGCCGGGGUGUGCCCCGAUCGAUUACCGAGAGGGGGUUGGUGAGGCGGAGGUGAUGUUGACGUGGAAGUCGGGAUUGGUGGAAGACGUGGAGGUAGUGCGGCAUCCAAAGAUCCAGUGAGCUCGCGAGACAUGGUGAUUUCUCCCGUUGAGCACUUGGGCAUGGAGAAUCAGACAUGAUUGGCAGUUCAGAGGAUGGAAUGCGUCCCUGGCCUGGGAAAAGAAAAGGGGGCCAUGCGUUCCUCAGGCGCAGAUUGGAUGCGGACAGUUCGACAGAUGCAAAGAUGUCUUGAUCCCUUGCCUUGGACUGGAGCCUCCAUGUCGUUAGUCGACGGACAAGAGUCCAGAACAGUGUCACUCUGGUACUCUUUUUCUCCGUUUCUUUUUGGCGCUUGUUUGGUGCAGAACACCAAGAAAGAGUUGGUGUCGUCAAGAGGGAAAAGAUCUUCCAGGAUGUUCGUUGUCUGGGUAAACGUGCGGUGCUGCCAGCCCAGCCCAGUCCCAACCUGCCAAAGCGUAUCUUGGAGCCGUGUAUCCCAUCCGUACGUGUGUGCGUGUGUACUUCGGACGGAUGAAGAAGACCAAGUCGUCGUGGUCAUCCCCAUGCUUUCAAGUCGCGAUUGGUGCGCCAUAGUACUCUGUCUCUCAUCCAUACCAGCCACAGCCCUGAUCCAAAUCCCUUCAUCUCGACAGCGUGCGAUCUCGUCCGAGGUUCUUCUCCGGCGGCAUAAAUUGGCCGAAAACAGGAAUCCUGAGUUCGACUCUGGGGAAUCCAAUGUCAUUUUGGUCAAUCCCCCGUUGUUGCGUUUCAGCCGACCCGGUCGCCAUGAUAUCAUCGUACGAACAUCGGGGAAUAUCAUCAUCUGUUAAGACCUGCAGCCGUCCUAUCACGGCGUCGUCACCAGGUCGGAGUGAGUGGACCGGAGGCCUUGGAUGUCGGCUCGAGGGGGUUUGAGGUUUUUCCUGGCC
Messenger RNA from Colletotrichum godetiae, 983 nucleotides. RefSeq lists its product as uncharacterized. Lineage: Eukaryota; Fungi; Ascomycota; Sordariomycetes; Glomerellales; Glomerellaceae. Bases 210 to 884 code for a protein of 224 amino acids. The record is from RefSeq and is a predicted model, not a curated record. The transcript has a single exon.